AUGCUGCCUCUCACGCUCCUUACAACACUCGUUUACAUCCUCGCCACGGCCACGCCGGCCGACGCGUGGCGGCCCCAGUUCUUGGACCCACGGACCCCGCCGCCCGUAGCUGUCGUCCGCGGCGCGCGUGCCCGCCCCACUCCCCAAGUCCCCGCCGCACCGCGCGAUGUACACAGUGGUUGGGGCAAGCGUGUCCACAACAAGAACAAGAACGGCCGCCAGGUGACCAGUGCGUCCGCUGUGACGACUCCAGACUCGGGCAGUGGGUCGAAUACUGGUGGCAACUCGAACUCGGGUGGCAAUUCAAACUCGGGCGGCAACUCGAACGGGGGUGGCAGCUCGAACUCUGGUGGCAGUUCGAACUCUGGCGGCCAGAACAGUUCUGGCAACUCUGGCAACUCUGGCAACUCAGGAUCAGGAUCAGGAGGCAGCAAACACAGUUCUCUGGUCCAACCUACUACAUCUGCCACGCCUACCACCCACCGCGUUUCGGUCGGUCCCGUUGUUACCAGCAGCCCGCCAACGACGUCUGUGGACCAGAAUGGCGCGGUGUCCCCGGCCUUGCCCGACCCCCCUUCGUCCAGCUCGCCAAUUGUGACCACGUCAAACCCGGCCAGUAGCAAUGUCGUUGCGAGCUCUACUUCAUCGUCGUCGCCGCCAGACUCGUCCUCUGCGCAGCCCUCCGACGCCUCGUCGUCGCCGGGGUCCACCACUGAUGUGCCGACGACCAGUGGUUCGUCGGCGGAACCAGCUAGCAGCAGUUCCCCGUCAAGCAAUGAGCCUUCGUCCGUGGCUCCCACUCAGGAGCCAACGGGCUCGCCCACGACCGAGGUCAUCAGCUCGGAACCCGUGAGCACCGACUCUCCUACCAGUACCCUAUCGGCAAACAGCCCUACUUCCACAGAGGGACCUACGAGCGACGUUCGGUCGUCGACAGAGGUACCCAGUACCUCCGAUGUGGCGCAGACGUCGAGCUCCACGAGCGACAUGGGGUCAAGCUCUGUUCGGGAGCCAACCAGUACCGAACCAGCUACGAGCGAGACCGUUUCAAGCACCACCCAGGAGCCUACAAGCACCGAACCAGCCACGACCGAGACUGUGUUGAGCGCAACUGAGGAACCCACCAGCACUCAACCAGCCACGACCGAGCCUGCGUCGAGCACCACCCAGGAGCCAACCACCACCGAACCUGUCACCAGCGAGCCUGCGUCAAGCACCGUCCAGGAGUCAACCACCACCGAGCCGACGACCAGUGCCUCGCCAUCCGAGCCGAGCACCUCGGAAGUGCUGAGCACUACAGCCUCUGAGACAGAAUCAACGACGACAGUCGACCCCACAUCCACUGCGUCUGUUAGCGAGCCUGCUACCGCUGAGGAGCCCACCUCUACCAGCGUCUCAACGGAAGAGCCUGCGUCGACUGCCUCCCAGACAGAGCAGGUCAGCACUGAAGAGCCUACCGCCACUAUCUCCCAGACUGAGUCUGUCACGAGCCAAGAGCCAACCUCAACGGUCUCCCAGACUGAGCCUGUCUCCACUGAGGAGCCCACCUCCACGGUCUCCCAGAGUGAUUCUAUCACAUCCGAAGAGCCUACCUCGACUGUGGGGUCCGAGCCCUCGUCAACUGUAUCGCAGACUGAGUCUCUCACGACUGAAGAGCCAACCUCGACUGCCACGCAGACAGAGACGGCCACAAGCGAGGAACCAACGUCGACGGUCUCCCAGAGCCAGUCCAUCACGACCGAAGAGCCCACAUCGACUGUCCAGACCGAGACUGCUUUGACGAGCGACGAGCCCACCUCUACUGUUGUCUCAACCGCAGAACCCACCUCUACCAUCGUCUCAACUGAGGAGCCCACCUCUACCGGUGUCUCGACGGAGGAACCCACAUCGACUGCCUCUCCGACCGAGUCCAUCACAACUGAGGAGCCUGCCUCGACUGUCCAGACCGAGUACACGAGCGAGGGCCCCACCUCUACAGUUGCCUCAACUGAGGAACCCACAUCGACGGUUUCGCAGACUGAGACUAUCACCACUCAGGAGCCUACCUCGACGACUGACGAGCCCACGUCGACUACCUCGCAGACUGAGUCCAUCACAACUGAGGAGCCGACCUCCACUGUGGCCACUGAAGAGCCUACAUCUACCAUGGAGCCGACCUCAGCUGCGACUGAAGAGCCAACCUCGACUCUCGCCACUGAAGAACCGACAUCGACAACUCAGGAGCCUACAACGGCCACUGAAGAGCCUACAUCGACUGCCUCGCAGACUGACUCUAUCACGACUGAGGAGCCAACCUCGACUGUCAUCACUGGGGAGCCAACCUCGACUGUCAUCACUGAGGAGCCUACCUCGACAACUGAGGAGCCCACGUCGACAACUGAGGAGCCCACAUCAACCUUCACCACUGAGGAGCUAACCUCGACUUUCAGCACGGAGGAACCUACAUCGACCUUCAUCUCUGAGGAGCCUACAUCGACCACUGAGGAGCCUACAUCGACAACUGCUGAGCCGACGUCAACGACUGAAGAGCCCACAUCGACCUUGACCACAGAGGAGCCCACGUCUACAACUGAGGAGCCUACCUCGACCAUGGAGCCUACAGCGACGACUGGGGAGCCUACAUCAACAACUGAGGAGCCUACAUCGACUACUGAGUCUAUUACAACUGAGGAACCCACAUCAACUUUCACCACUGAGGAACCCACAUCGACUUUCACCACCGAGGAACCCACAUCGACUUUCACCACUGAGGAACCCACGUCGACUUUCACGACUGAGGAGCCCACAUCGACUUUCACCACUGAGGAGCCUACGUCCACCACUGAAGAGCCUACAUCGACGAGCUCGGCGGCCCCAUCAGAGUCGACGGGUGUCGACGACGAUGGCGAGUGGGACUGUCCCGGCGACGAGGACUGGACUGCGGCAGCCACGAGCUCGGCAGCGGCCAGUGUCUCGAGCGCGGGCACUAGCACGAGCACCGCGAGCGCCGUCGCCUCGUCUGCAUGA
Molecule: messenger RNA, 3006 nt
Organism: Apiotrichum porosum
Lineage: Eukaryota; Fungi; Basidiomycota; Tremellomycetes; Trichosporonales; Trichosporonaceae
Exons: 2
Coding region: 1-3006 (1001 amino acids)
Source: RefSeq, a predicted model, not a curated record